This is a messenger RNA of Alternaria viburni, 2766 nucleotides long. RefSeq lists its product as uncharacterized. The coding region runs from base 1 to 2766 and encodes 921 amino acids. The transcript has 4 exons. The record is from RefSeq and is a predicted model, not a curated record. Lineage: Eukaryota; Fungi; Ascomycota; Dothideomycetes; Pleosporales; Pleosporaceae.
AUGAGGAAUCUCUCUACUUCAGCAUGGAUAAAAGAUACUUCUAUCACCUUUCCGAAUUGGCCGUCUACAGAUACAGCACAACUCGGCCCCGAUCUGAUAUCAAGCUUCAACUCCUGGACGGCAGAGACAACGACAAUACAUGCGAACCUAGGUUGUCGGGACAUGACGCUAGAAAGCGCUGAUCUUGUGCCGAUGGAAUACAAAGAGUACGAUAUCAUGGGCCACGGGCCAUACAAGGGCGUAGAACCCAUGGUAGUCUUUGCUUUAGCAUCGGACGACGGUUGCAGACACGAAAUAACCGUCCACCCUGCGGUUAAUCUGGCAAUGCGUGGAGGCCUGACAUGGUCAAACACUUCUACUUUCUACAUUGAGGAUGAGCUGCUGCCCCUCGGUAGAAUGCCGUUUCCCAGUAACGUCUCCUCGACCAGUCCGUAUGCGCGCCACUAUGCCUCUCCAGAAUGUGCAGACCGGGAUAUCAUCAUUCUCAACACCCCGUGGACCAAGCCCGUCAGGUUGGAGCUGAGUGAAGCGGCAGGGACAGGACUUGAGCUCAACAGGACCUAUGAACGCUCGCCUGACUUUCGCAUGAAGGCAUUGCUUUGCAAAUCUCAGUAUUCUAUGGAAACACACAACACUUCUACUUCAAUAGGCCAAGGCAAAGAGCCGAACAUUACGUCCAUGGAGUCGGACCAUAUUCAGCCCGUGUCAAUCACGAAAGAUAUGAUAGACAUCCCUAAGUUUGAAGAGAUGGCACUACAAGACACUUGGAAAUACUAUUUUAACGCCGAAAGCAUAGCGACUGAUGCGGACCGUGCUCUGGGCGGCCAGCUUGGCCCUUACUCCGAUCCGAACAUGACGACCAACGCUCCAGAGUUCUUUGGGCUUGGUCCGCUGCUUGGCGCUCUCUAUGCAUUCAACGUUACCGAAAUGUUGAACGACAGGGAGUUUAUUUCCCGCGCAGAAAGAGUCAAAGGAAGAUUCUUCACGGAGUGUCUUCGCGAGGCCUUGAACGACCCCGACGUAACACGCGUCGAAGUUACAAAAGGGAAGGCAACAGUGGUCGAAAAUAGAAUCAUGGUACUCCAAGAGAUCGGAAUCGCUUUGGCUACCCUCUUCUUGGUCUCCUUCUUGCUACUCAUCAUGGUAUUUUGGGUCUCACGACUAUCAUUUCGGCCGCUCGACCUCAGCAUGGACCCCGGCAGUACCCUUGGACAUGCUAUAAUCCUCCAACCCUAUUUUGCGAUGUCGCAACGGCCAACACCCAUCACCAAUGGAGCGGGUCUUACGUACCGUUCCAAAACCUGGGCUGGUGCGGCUAUCAAGGCCGCCCGCAACAAGCAUUGGAUGCUGUUCCUGGUCGCUACUGGAAGCGUUCUCUGCCAAAUUCUCACCGUUUCGAUGUCCGCGCUCUUCGAACGACAAGCUGCGAACGUAUCUCAUCGAGCGAUUCUUGAGAGGACGCUGGAACCUCGAGAGAUACCCAUUAUAACUACGGUGAAGACCUACGAACAACGAAUGGGUGCAGCUAUUCCGGGUCUGCCUCCAUUUGAAGUACUCAACGAUCUUCUGCUGAAUCCGCCUAAAAAUUGGCUUCCCGGCGCUGCCAUUCAGCUAUCACUCAAUGGCACUAAGCCUUCUUGGACUCAAGAUGAUUGGAGUUUCAUACCCUUCAAUCUUACCAGUAUUUCCCAAGUGGAUGCCAAAGAGACGAUAACGUUUCCGAAUAACGUAACAAUCACAACAUCUGCUCUACGAGCUCGGCUAGAAUGCGAGCAAGUACCCGAAGUAGCGAACACAUCGACAUGGCUCAUUCAUCCCGAUGAAAUUGAUUCCCAGGUCACACCGACGGAUCUGGAGGGCCUGGAAAAUUACUACUCCUUCAAUCAUACGAUGUUUGGCGGCAGCCCGUCAAACACUUCAGCAUUUGGCACCAGCGCUAUGCUGUCGUGUUGCUCAAACGGAACCAAGGACGAUCUGAAUUCAGCAGUGAUAGGAUACUGGUCCCCAGUAAAUGUCGAAGCGUUCCCAAACGCAGACAGUCAGUGGCCGAUUCCAUUCGUUACGAAAUGGAUCGUUGGUAAGCCUGUAACAGUUCCAGGCAGAGACGAGAACCAAGGACCAAUGCUGCUUUUCAAAGAUGUACCCGAUUUACAAGCCGCUCGUUGCAUGCCGAUAGUGGAGACGUCAGAUGCCAAAGUGGUCGUGGACGUGGAAACGGGCAUGGUCCAAUCCUAUGAGAUCAUCAGCCCUGUCGGCCCUGCAAAAUCAGCAUGGUCCGAAGUGUUUGUCCGACACGCACCGACCCAUGGCAACGCAACGCAGCAAUACGACAAAAAAUACCGAGGACCGUUGAACGUCACCACGAGUUAUGGAGUCUUAUUCAUGGGAUCCAUGUUCAAGGCCGCUGACCCGAAUCUCGGGCCAAAAGGGACAUUAUUCAUGGAAUCUCUUCGCGACAAUGCCUUCAUCAUGCGCGACGCUGAAACCGGCAUGAACAUGGACCUGAUGACAUACAGCAUGUAUAGCCUCGCCAACAAGGAUCCGCAGGCUUUGCUCGACUACGCAACACUUGUCACACACGCAAACCAUACCUUCCAAACUUUCUUCCAGCACUUCAUCAGCAAUGGUCUAUCUUUAGAGCAAGGCGGUUGGGCGUACCAAAAGAUCGGCGACAACAGGUUCUUCCGCGACGCAAGUACGCAAGUCUCCACACCAAUCGAACAGUUGAGGCACUGGUAUCCCACCGAACCCAGGUUCUUCAUAUGA